UGAAUACUCAAAAUUGAGUGUAAAUUGAUAUAAUUUUUUGUAAAUAUUCAAUUCAGGACAUUUUAGAUAAGGUAAAAUAAUGUAUUGAGUGGUUUUGCUACAGAUUUUAAGUCUUAUGCACUUAUUAUUUAUACUAUGAACUUUUUUUAAAAGCAUUUAAAAAAAAAUAUAUAUUAAUAUAUUAUUAACAUCGAAAAAAUCUAGGGUCUGUGGGUAUAUUCUAUUUCUCUAUCUUGUCUUUGUAGUCUCUGGUGUUUUGACAGCCCAAGUGGAAAGAGAUUUAGUGCCGAAAAUGUACAAAUUCACAAAUCAUUUAGCAAAUGCUAACUUGGUGUUGGUAAGGAAACAACUAGGUGAUGGAACAUGCUCAGCUUUAAUAGUAAUGAGGGCACCGAGACGGUUCGCCCACUUUGACAACAAGUGUCCACCAACACCGCCAGCCAAGCCCAAAUCUAGAAAGCUAUUGUGGGGCACAAUAGGUGCUACUGUUCUCACCGGUGCUGCCGUCGUAUAUGCCAAGAGCAGUCCUGACGCGCGAAACUGGCUUGAAUCAAAUGCCCCUUGGGCUAAUGACUUUGUGGCGCUUGUCUAUCAGGAAAAUACAACUUACUGGAAAUUCACUAUCAAUCAGUUUAACAAAGUAUCUAAAUCCCUAAGUAACUUUAUGUUUGGAAAGGAAGGUAUAUCUCCUAUGGACUUCAAACAGCAAAACGAGCAAAAUCUUGACGAAGACGCCGCUAAAGGUUUUGCCAAGAAAGAUUACCAAUUGCCACCACCAUCUUUUGAACCUUUAUAUGUAGAAGAAAAGAAGUUAGACACACCAGAAGUGGAAACAGAAGCGACUCUAAUUCAGACAGAGAAAUGCGAACCACAGCAGCUCCCACCUAUAAAGAUAACGAAAGACAUGGUGGAACUGGAGCAUGACAUGCAUGAGAACACAAAGCUGGCCAUAGACAGCUACAAGCAGGCCACUAAAUUCUGCACAGAUUAUAACAAGGCGCUAUACAAGAUUGUCGAGUUGUCUUUAGACGAUUUGGAUAAAAAAUAUUAUACUGCUGUGCAAGGUGCGAAAGAGGCGCGCGAUAAAGCUGCAGCUAAAGCGGAAGCCGCGUUAUCUAAAGCUAAACUGGCUAUAGAUACCCUCGAUCGCAUGAUAAAAGCGGGCGUACAAGCUCCUCCUGAAAGUGUAACUGCCACCCAAAGGUAUAUAAAACAAUUCCGUGGUGACUUAGCUGUAGCAGAGAAAGCUUAUAAAGAGGAAUACGAGAAAUCCGUGCUCAGUGAUAAGUACUGGAAUAAGGUUGAAAUGGCUCGCAACGCUUAUAAGAGUGAACUUCAAGCAUUGUUCCCAGGCAUCGAUUUGAGUGCUCGCAAUCUAGAUAUUAAAGGCGAUACAGAUCUAUUGCUACUGUAUACUUUGAAACAGAUUCAGUACCUUCAAAAGGAAUUGGCUGCUCUUCAAACAGUUAGAGACUUAAAAAUUAAUAGAGCAAUUGAGUGUCAUGACCAGAAAGAGAUAAUAGAAGCUAAAGUCGAAGAAGUUAUUAUGAGAGAACAAUUAGAAAAGGAGAAAGAAUUUCAGAAGAAGAGUUUAGAAAUACAAGCAGAGGCGAAUAAGAAAUUGAAGGAACAGCUGAAGAAACAAUUCGAGCUUCAACAAGAUGUUCUUCAAGAUAGACUCAAUAAGAAAGAAAAGGAGGUGAUGAGUAAAUUCAGUAGGGCCGUGUAUGAGCAAGUGGAGAAAGAGAGAGUUGUGUUCAAGCGAGAAUUGGCUGCCAUGGCGGGCAAACUGCAAGCUAUCGAGCAAACGCUAAAACAACGAGCUAAAGCCGAAGCGGAGGCACGCCGCUCUCAAUCUCUGUGGGCCGCCGCUGAAGCAUUACUAGCGGCUACGAGACGAGGAGUACCAGAGACUAAGAUAGAUAAUGAAAUCCAAGCACUAGAAAAAGCGGGUAAGGAUGAUAAGUUAGUGCAGACGGUGCUAAAAGGAAUCCGAUCUGAAAUCAGAGAGCAAGGCAUCGCCACAGAAAAGUCACUGCGGGAGAGGUUCGAUUCGAUGGAAAAAACAGCAGUUAAAGUAGCUCUAAUUGGUCGUGAGGGUGCUUCAUUGCCCAUUUACUUCUUAUCGUGGCUGCAGUCGAAAUUAUUAUUCCACAAGAUAUCCAGCAUUCCAGCGGAAGAGUUAGAAAACAAACCUGUAGAUUUUAUGGAAUUGGACACUUUCGACAUCAUUCAAAGGGCAAGGUACCACAUGAACCACGGUAACCUGUCCGGUGCUUUGCGGUACGUGAACCUACUGCAGGGCGCCCCUAGGGCUGCGGCCACCAAGUGGGCGGAGGCGGCGCGGCGGCAUCUAGAGAUACGGCAGGCGGCCGAGGCUGUGAUGGCGCACGCGUCCGCUUGUGGAUUACUAUACUUAUAAACUGUAGCGCCGUCAGCUGAUGUACGCGAGGCAAUACUGUACGGCAGACGGUGUUGUAAAACGACCAGGUAAAGGUUUGAAAUGUCAACUGUCUACUGAUUCUCCUCUCCUACAUGCAUGGUGUUGGUUUCUCUCUCUCUUUCUCUCUCUCUCU
Molecule: messenger RNA, 2576 nt
Organism: Diatraea saccharalis (sugarcane borer)
Lineage: Eukaryota; Metazoa; Arthropoda; Insecta; Lepidoptera; Crambidae
Source: the annotation of a GenBank genome assembly